Suillus plorans is the source of this 937-nucleotide messenger RNA. RefSeq lists its product as uncharacterized. The record is from RefSeq and is a predicted model, not a curated record. The coding region runs from base 1 to 642 and encodes 213 amino acids. The transcript has 5 exons. Lineage: Eukaryota; Fungi; Basidiomycota; Agaricomycetes; Boletales; Suillaceae.
AUGCCUAUGCCAAAGCAGACUGAAUUUGCGACCGUCCGUCUUGCCAGGCUAAUAUUAGGACUGGAGAGCCGUGUUUCUAUGUUGCGACAAUCGAGCCAGGUCAACGUGGGCGCUAUGUGUGGUCGAACCUUGCAAUACCGCAUCCCUCCUGAUCCACGUACUAUACAGCAAUCUGUGAAUGCAGCGCAACGCAAAUCAACACCUAAUCCGCCUCCGGUGGUUGCUGUACCCGGCAGCUCCCGCACUGGAGGGCCAGAUGUUAGAAUUCCUACAUCAUGGAACGAUUCAUCAACAACUCUGUUUACGGGUGCCGGUGCCAUUGGGUAUUCAUCACAACAUGUUCUCUACGCUGCUGAGCGUGACCGCUGGGGCAAAAUCACAUAUGCUUCAUCUCUAGCAGAGACAAUUUUGCUUAAAAUUACUGCGGUUCAUGAAGGUGCUGGAGCUCGCAAAAAAGGCGGAGUCACUAUUGGAAAUAUAUGUGAGGGUAAGAAGGACAUCGACGCUCAAAUCGAUGCGCCUAGACUCGUUGAGCUAGCAUUGGAGACCAUUGUCCCAAAGUUACGCAAAUUCGGUGGAGAAUUUAUCUGCCAUCUCGCAAAGGCACCAAAUCAACUUUCAAGUCUAAACAAUUUGCACUGAUGGUCGUUGUCCCAGAGGUUCAAUGGAACGAAUAUGAAAAUUGGUUGGAACUUCGUGCCAAAAUGGUAUGCAUUUUGGAUGUUGUCUUGUCUGAUUACCAACACUAACCAUGAUUUUGCGGUCCAGGAAGCGGAAGCUACCCGAACAAGCUGUACGCAGUCUAGCGAACAUGCCACUGCGCACACGACUGCUCACAAAGCCGUCAGUUGCAAUGUUCUGUUAAGACCAUGCACAAAGGGUAGGACUGAUUCCAAGGGGCUUGGCUUCAGCUCAUGCGCUGCGCCCCUUACCCGAG